This is a messenger RNA of Caenorhabditis briggsae, 537 nucleotides long. NCBI's taxonomy places the organism in Eukaryota, Metazoa, Nematoda, Chromadorea, Rhabditida, Rhabditidae. The record is from RefSeq and is a predicted model, not a curated record. The transcript has a single exon. The coding region runs from base 1 to 537 and encodes 178 amino acids.
AUGCAUGGAAGGGGAGCGACUUCAAAUUUUUGUAUGUACCGAACGUUCCACAACCAAUUCCAUUCUUCAAAUGUCGCUGUGGCGCAUAUGUAUUGCACUCACCCGGAAGACAAUGAGGCCAACUUCCAGUGCGACCACUACAUAGAAGAAGUGAAGCCAUUUCCAUCCACUGCCGAUCUUCCGAAAAACAAACUGACGGAGAAACUGGAAGAGGAGCGGCUGCGACAUAACGACAUAGACAUCGACGAGCUUCCCGCCAAAAUCAAGGAAAAUUUUGACACCGCCAAGAAGUUGAAGUUUGCUGUGAGAACGAUUUCUGCGUCAAUUAAUUGUAAUUUGUAUUCUUUGGUUUAUGACCACUUCUUUCUUUAUCCCUUUUUGAAUUAUAAAUCAUUUUUCCUCUUUCUACAGUAUCCUCCCCAGAAGAAUAGAAAAGGUAAUUUAACAGCACCCUUCUUUCUACAGUAUCCCUUCUACAAUAUCCUUCCCAGAAUACAAACCAAAAUAGGAGUAGUGCCGAUACCUUUUGAAAAAUGA